Molecule: messenger RNA, 780 nt
Organism: Talaromyces stipitatus ATCC 10500
Lineage: Eukaryota; Fungi; Ascomycota; Eurotiomycetes; Eurotiales; Trichocomaceae
Exons: 2
Coding region: 1-780 (259 amino acids)
Source: RefSeq, a predicted model, not a curated record
AUGAGAGCCAAACUCAAGCCUACAUUUUGGAGUCAGGAUUGUCAUUUAUCCCGUAAAUCCGUGAUACUUUGCCACUAUGAUCUCCCAGGAGUGCAGCCUUUGACGCGUCUCAACGCGCCCGGCAACACCAUGGCGCGUAAAGGCCCUGGUACAGACGGCCCUCUACAGACAGCCCUUCUAGAAUCCAUGUCUGCAGCCAUAACAAGAGCUUCUGAAGGACAGAAGAUCUUCAGCCCCAUAGCUGCAUUCCUUGAUAAACACCACAGCCAAACCACCAGCCUUGCUCCUCACCUACUAAGAGCCCUCACCGCCCUAAGUGAUGACCUCGCCUCGGUAGCUCAACAACAUUUCAACGCCUAUAUUAGCAGUAUCUCAAUGAUCUCUAUUCUACCUGCCCUGUCUCCUUCCCCUUCCUCUUCCCCCAUCCUAAAUCCCUUACCCCCUUCAUCCCCUCCCUCACGUCCCCCCUCAGGUCUUAACCAGUCAACUUAUGCAACUAUUACCCAAUAUGCCCCGGUCAAAUCAACCCCCACUACUCACUCUAAAUCCCUAGUUAAAAAGCCUAUGCCUCUGGUGAAACAACCCCUUCCUGACAACCGGCUCUUCGUACGCCUCCCAGCUGACCAUGCAGCUAGAAAAAUAGAAGCCUACGCCAUCUACUCUAGCCUACGGUCUCAACUAAACUCAAACAGUGCAGUGCUAAAAGAAGUUCAAGCCACAAAGACUGGCUUCACACUAUGCCCCUCAUCUCCAGAAGCCCUCCUAGCUCUUGAGGCCUAA